GAAGAAAGUGUUGUCUAUAGAAUCAAAAAGGCUAAUGGAGUCUUAGUGAUGUUGGCGCAUGAAGUGGAGCUACAGCGUGUUCGUGAAACGGUCCGCCACGCUGAGGAUCGGUUCAAUCGUGGUCGUAAUUAUCCUUGGGUCAUUCUUUCUUCUAUUCCCUUCACAGUUCGCUCACGGAAUUUGGUAAAGCAACUAUCAAAAGGUUCAAUAACUUUCGGACUCAUUCCUCAUGAUCAAUGGCGGCUUCCCAAAUGGAUUGAAGCGGCCAAGGUCAGGAAUGCAGACUAUACAAGGAAAAAACUAGGCAUGAAUAAGACAUCACUACUUACAAGGCACAAAUGGCGAUAUACAAGUGGAUAUUUAGCGCAACAUGAGCUAUUGGACCCAUAUGACAUUUUUUGGCGAAUCGACCCAGGUGUGGAAAUAUUUUGUGAUAUUGAGGAGGAUCCUAUGUUGGCUAUGGAGGCUUCAGGGAAGAAACUGGCAUGGUCGUUGUCUUCCUCAAUCAACGAAAUCGGUGUUCCAGGAGCAUGGACAAUCAUUCAAAAAUUUAAGGAAACACAUCCAGAACUUAUAUCUGACUCUAAUGACGAGAGCUUUUUGAUGAGGGAAUCCAAAGAUGCUUUUGCGGCGUGUACAUACAGCGUCGAGAACUCAAUAGGACGUGUCGAUUUCUUUCGCUCGCCUGAGUACAAGGCGUACUUUGACUUUAUUGAUCAAGAAGGACCUAUCUAUUAUGAGAAAUGGAAUGAUGCGGCCGUGGUGACGAUUGGGUUAUCGCUUCUUAACCGCCGGACAGAUAUCACGUUCAUGAAGAACCUUGGAUGGCGUCUAGAUUCAAGCACUGCUCCGAUUGCGUACUGUCCUCAAGAUUGUCCCUGUGACCCACAAUUGAAC
Molecule: messenger RNA, 897 nt
Organism: Lobosporangium transversale
Lineage: Eukaryota; Fungi; Mortierellomycota; Mortierellomycetes; Mortierellales; Mortierellaceae
Product: nucleotide-diphospho-sugar transferase
Exons: 3
Biological process (GO): protein N-linked glycosylation; cell wall mannoprotein biosynthetic process
Cellular component (GO): Golgi apparatus; membrane
Molecular function (GO): alpha-1,2-mannosyltransferase activity
Source: RefSeq, a predicted model, not a curated record